UUCUUCUUCUGGCGACUUGCGGCUGCUGCCAUUGCAUCAUAAUCCGUCCACGUGUCGUGAAGCUUUAAAGGCCCGAAAACGGCCUCCUUACUCGUUAUUACUAGUCUCCUCCCCCUCCCUCUUCCCUACCCCUCCCUCUUUUCGAUCUUUUCUCGUGUCCUUCUACUUUACUUCUUUUCUUUGUCCUCUUUUCGAUCGAUCGAUGGGGGCGUUGAUGAAAAAGGAGUACCAGUUCCUCUCCGAGCUCGGCCUCGGUCCUCGCAACCCUGGCUGCUACGUGAAUGGCUCCUGGAAAGGCAGCGGCCCGGUGGUCGCCUCCCACCGGCCUGCGAACAACCAGGUCAUUGCUGAGGUGGUGGAGGCAUCGAUGCAAGAGUACGAGGAGGGGAUGCAGGCGUGCAUGGAUGCUGCCAAGAUAUGGAUGCAGAUUCCAGCUCCAAAGAGGGGAGAAAUUGUUCGACAAAUUGGUGAAGCAUUGAGAGCAAAACUCCAACUUCUUGGUAGGCUCGUGUCACUUGAAAUGGGAAAAAUACUUCCUGAAGGGAUUGGGGAAGUUCAGGAAAUCAUUGAUAUGUGUGAUUAUGCUGUUGGGCUAAGCCGUCAGCUAAAUGGAUCAAUCAUACCAUCCGAACGUCCGAAUCAUAUGAUGAUGGAGGUGUGGAAUCCUCUUGGAAUAGUAGGUGUCAUUACAGCUUUCAACUUUCCUUGUGCAGUCCUUGAACUAUUCUUUUCCCAAAAAUUUGGUGUUAUAGGUUGGAAUGCCUGCAUUGCACUGGUUUGUGGAAACUGUGUUGUUUGGAAAGGUGCACCAACAACCCCAUUAAUAACAAUUGCGAUGACUGAAAUAGUUGCUGGAGUUUUGGAGAAGAACAAUUUGCCAGGUGCAAUUUUCACAGCAUUUUGUGGAGGUGCUGAGAUUGGUCAAGCGAUAGCUUGUGAUACGAGGAUUCCGCUUGUCUCAUUUACUGGCAGUACAAAGGUUGGUCUGAUGGUUCAACAGAAAGUUAAUGAGAGAUUUGGUAAAUGCCUGCUUGAACUUAGUGGAAAUAAUGCUAUAAUUGUCAUGGAUGAUGCCGACAUCCAGCUUGCUGUUCGUUCUGUUCUGUUUGCUGCUGUUGGUACAGCUGGACAACGCUGCACUACAUGUCGUAGGCUGCUUCUUCAUGAAAGUAUAUAUCAAAGCGUGCUUGAUCAACUGAUAAAAGUGUACAAUCAAGUGAAAAUUGGCAAUCCAUUAGAGAAAGGCACCUUACUGGGGCCGUUACAUACUCCUGCUUCAAAGGAGAACUUUGUGAAAGGCAUCGAAGUCAUCAAAGCUCAGGGAGGAAAGAUUCUUACUGGAGGAUCUGUCAUAGAAUCUGAGGGAAACUUUGUGCAACCAACUAUUGUUGAGAUUUCUCCAAGUGCACCAGUUGUUAAACAAGAGUUGUUUGGUCCUGUCCUAUACGUAAUGAAGUUUCAGACCCUAAAAGAAGCAAUUGAAAUAAACAACUCGGUACCUCAAGGGUUAAGCAGCUCUAUAUUCACGCGCAGACCAGAAGUUAUUUUCAAGUGGAUUGGGCCACAUGGCAGUGACUGUGGGAUAGUAAAUGUAAAUAUACCUACUAAUGGUGCUGAAAUUGGUGGAGCUUUUGGGGGUGAAAAGGCCACUGGUGGUGGCCGAGAAGCAGGAAGUGAUUCAUGGAAGCAGUACAUGCGGCGUGCCACUUGCACUAUCAACUAUGGGAGUGAAUUGCCUCUAGCGCAAGGAAUAAAUUUUGGUUAGUUUCUAACAUGAUCCAUCACUAGAAGUAUUUCAGUUUCAGUUGUUAGAUCAAACUUCUGCUUUUCAACUGCAGCAAAAUCUCUAUUAUAUACGUAAAGCUUUGAUGCUGAAACUGGGACUGAUCAAACAGCAUCAAGACCCAUAAAUUACAGAAAUAAGAUGCAAUAAAGUUUAGUUCUUUGCUGGCGGUACCGUUGGCUCUAGAUUAAUUACCUCUUGUGUCAGUUGUUUGACAGUCUUCUUUGCUGUUGCCAAGUGAAUUCAUGGAUGUAAAUCUGUUGCCGGGAUGCACGGGGUUAGUGUCCAGCAUCGUGCUUGUUACUUGUGAAUAUGCUAUCCUCGUGCAUGUGUGCCUGAGGAAUAUGGGUAUCAUGGAGGAAUAAACUCUAGUUUGUCACUCUUUUACAUCAA
This is a messenger RNA of Elaeis guineensis (African oil palm), 2176 nucleotides long. NCBI's taxonomy places the organism in Eukaryota, Viridiplantae, Streptophyta, Magnoliopsida, Arecales, Arecaceae. The record is from RefSeq and is a predicted model, not a curated record.